GAUAUUAAUGGUCUGCUCUGAGUUUACAGCAGCUUCAAUGUCACGCUUGCCGUGGUUAAAGUAGUUGAUGUAUGAUAGCGAAAUAGUUUUAAAAGCGUAUUAAACAUGUAUAAAUUAAAUUGUAUAUUUGUUAGUUCUGUGGGUAACGCAUGCCGACAGCUCGCCGCCUCCCUAACUACAAAUGGUAGCUCUCUGUGUGGAAACAUUGGGUUGCAGCGCACAUUGUGUACCAGUGUCGUCAGACUUCAGGAGACCGCAGCAUCCACCACAGAAUCUGAGAAAACCUCCACAGGCUUCAGCCACUUUCCUCCACUGCCUGGCGAGGACAGUUCACUGAGAUGGAGUGGAAAGAAGUUUGAGGAGUUACCAAUCGCUCACAUUAAAGCCACAUAUAAUAACACACAUAUCCAGCUGACAGAGAGCACAGGACAGUCGUUGGUCAGGACGUCCUGUGGAACAGAAGGCUUCAAGAAUGUCAAGAAGUCGACGCCCAUUGCUGCUCAGAGUGCAGGCAUCUCUGCAGCUACGAAAGCCAAAGCGAAGGGAGUGACAUUCGUCCGUGUUGUGGUCAAAGGUCUUGGUCCUGGACGUCUGUCUGCCAUCAAAGGCCUGACGAUGGGAGGCCUGGGGGUGGUAUCGAUCACCGACAACACCCCCGUGCCGCACAAUGGAUGCCGCCCACGCAAAGCAAGAAGGACCUGAUCUCUCCAACCCAGAAUGCACUGCAAGGAGAGGAAGCAGUGUUGUGUUGUAAAAUGCUAAUAAAGUGUGUUGUUGUAUAACUUCCCCGGCUCUACGCUGACCUUACAUAAUUCAUUAGUGGAAGUAAUUGCAGAUGGUGUUAUUAACGAGCAGAGCACAGGUGUCUGAGUCCUCUGCUGAGACUGCUGACACGUGAGUAAACCUUCAGCCGCUCUGACGUUGAUUAGGAUACUGAUGUGUGCAGAAACAGACUGAUGGCCCUGUGUGGGGAGAGAAACAGCACAAGGUUUCACUGCAUCAAUGCUGUACUGGUCGCCAUGGAGACCGAACCUAUGAAGCGGGCUGGGUUAAAGCAGUACUACACCACUAAGCUCACAGGACCACACAACAUGUAUCUGAAGUCAACACAUAAAGCAAAUUAAAUUCUCUUAAUAUUUUAUUUAAAGUACAUUAGACAGCCAAACAUCUUUAACAUGGUAUAAAUACAUGUUUGUAAAGCUCUGACGGAACAUACAUACAGGUCAGUCCAGUACAAGAGGUGUUAAUAUGGAGACAUUAACUGAGGAACAAACAUGCACCAAACCAUUCACCAUGGAUGUGGAGUGUUACUGUGUAGUCAUUACUACAGACUUUUCUUUACAUGCUUUUCCAGACCUUCACCAACAUUGCAUUUUUACCAUUCACUAUUUUUUUCCUGACAGAAACAGUUAACGCUCAAAUAAAAUAUAUCUAUUUCCCCUUAAACCUGUAGUAACAUUUAUCAAUCUAGAUUGACAAAUAUCUGUACAGGUAAGAGGGCAAAAACAUAUUUUUGAUGUUGGGAUGAACUGUCCCUUUAAACUCUUUGGAUGGUUUACAUUACACUUGAUGUGGAGCGGGAGUGCUUGCUGCACCAAGUACUAGUGUUUCUAGGGUUGGGUUGUUUUUUUUUUU
Molecule: messenger RNA, 1635 nt
Organism: Epinephelus fuscoguttatus (brown-marbled grouper)
Lineage: Eukaryota; Metazoa; Chordata; Actinopteri; Perciformes; Serranidae
Gene: mrps11
Product: mitochondrial ribosomal protein S11
Exons: 6
Coding region: 106-702 (198 amino acids)
Biological process (GO): ribosomal small subunit assembly; translation; maturation of SSU-rRNA from tricistronic rRNA transcript (SSU-rRNA, 5.8S rRNA, LSU-rRNA)
Cellular component (GO): ribosome; mitochondrial small ribosomal subunit
Molecular function (GO): structural constituent of ribosome; small ribosomal subunit rRNA binding; mRNA 5'-UTR binding
Source: RefSeq, a predicted model, not a curated record